Molecule: messenger RNA, 1762 nt
Organism: Jaminaea rosea
Lineage: Eukaryota; Fungi; Basidiomycota; Exobasidiomycetes; Microstromatales
Exons: 1
Coding region: 31-1698 (555 amino acids)
Source: RefSeq, a predicted model, not a curated record
GUUUCCUUUCCCACCAUCCGCACCUUACUCAUGACUGAUAUGCAAGAGGGGCAGAGCGGUACCUCUUGCGCUUCGUCAAUGCCCUCGUCAUCAUCAUCAUCAUCUCGGAUUCUAGUCCUCUCACCCUUCGCAAAGGAGGUGCCUCUCCCGUCCCUUGAGCAUCUUGUGCGAUCCAUCACUGCAGGCAACGACGAUGAGGAGGAGGAGGCCGGCGUCAAUGACGCGGCAUCAGCGGAUGCGGAGGAUGCUAGACAGCUCAGGUGGACUAUCGACAACCGUUACUAUACAGCAGAGGUCCACUUUCGACUCGUUGCUCUCGAUCUCGGCGAGCCGCGCCGGAUACGAAGACGGGCGAUGGCGGACAGCCGCAACGACGAUGAGGCGUCGGCCAGCGUAGACAGACUACGUCAGGAGCUCGAUGGCGUACCAGCUGUCGUCCUUGUCAUGCCUGGAAGACACUCGGUGACGGCCCAUGGCAAGGUCCUCGCCCAGUUGCAGGAAGCGACGAGUCAGCAGGACGAGACACAGCAGGACGACGAAGAAGAAGCUAGUAUGCCUAUGGGCUUCGAGCUGGGCGCAAGUGUCGUCGUCUGCCUGCCAAAGGUCAUGCAGCAGGCUGACCACGGUGUGCAGGGCAACGGCUCAAAGUCUGAUGAAGAGGAGCAAUUGCGUGACCUCUAUGCGGAGAAUGGCUGGGAAUGCAUCGACCUGGCGAGGGACCUUGGCGUCGGUGAGGACGGAGAGGAAGACGAUGCUGGGUCGGAGGGCGAUGACGGCAACGAAGAGGGCGAGAACGAGGCACAAGGCCUCAAGCGGGUGCGAGAAGCUCUUGAAGCUCACAUGUGGCCUGGCCUGCAGAGGAAGGGGCCGUCCUCAUCAAGAGAGCUGGGUGGGACAGCUUCAGCAGCUCUGGCUCGGUCGGUCACACAAAGAGGCGACCAAGAUGCAGACAUAGACGAGGCACUUCGUCGACUCGACCUGGACCUCCCACCAGAGCUUUCCUCGCAGACUGCCUCAUCCACCUCAUCAACAGCUCUCAACGGUCUCCUUUCAGCGGAUCGUGACCCUCUCAUGGGGGCGGCCGCCGGACAUUCGUCGUCUUCAGCGACAGGACGUCCCGACUCGAGCGCUCCCAUCGAUCUUCUGGAUGUUCAGCCAACUGUAGAGGACGAGGAACUCGCCCGCAAGUUCUUGGCGCAGAUCAAUGACUUGGAGCAACAACGUCCGCCGGGAGAGUCCAACGGCGCUGGCGAGGCAUCAACGGCGCCUGAGAGCGAAGAGGUGCGCCGUGCCAAGCAAGAGGAGGCUUUGAGGCGGCUUGAGGAGUUCCUGGAGAGCGAAGACGCUACAUGGGGUCGAGCCAGAGAUGGGGCAAAUGUGGAAGAAGAGGAGGACGGCCUAGGGACGGCAGCAGCUCGCCCUUCAGCCCUACACUUUGAAGACGACUUUGACGACUUUGUAACACCUCCUACCAGGGACAGGCUCAGCACAUCGGAGAAUGUGGAGGACGACGACGAUGACGAAGAGAUCUUAGCAGCGGCAGCCUUCGGCGGCACUGCCAACUUCGAAGGCUCAUUGCACCAGCUGCGCCUCGAGGCAGAGCGGGUACGGGGCAUGCCUGGAGAUCGCGAGGCCAAGGAGAAGGAAGCGGAGGAUGUCGUAAGAAGGAUGUUGGAGGGAUGGAAUCUGGACGGCUAGAUGCGACUGCAGGCCGAUUGUAUUUGUUCGUCGUCGCAGCAUAUAUCCUGAAGAUUGAGAUGGG